CCCAAAUCUCAACCUCAGAGAGAGAGAAUUUUCCAUGCCCGUAUGUUUAUUAAGUACGUGAAUUAGGGAGCCAAAUUAAUGAUUAAUAAGGAUAGAUAGCGGGGGUGAUUUGCUUGGCCAAUUUUCUUCAUGUUAUCUCAAGCUCUUAGAAGAAAGGCCAAGAGAUCUCCCAAAGGAGGAAGCAUCGAAAAUGGAGAGAGCAGCCGGUCACGCAAUGACGACGGAGGACAUGCUGGAGAAAUUGCUUUUUGCGACGGCAGCUCGAACAGACUUACAUACAGGGAUCUCCUCCUAUCCUCGGUCCAGGUUCUAGGAGAGGGUAAUUUGGGCAUGGUGCAGAAAGUUGUAUGGAUGGAUGGUCUGACUCUGGCUGCCAAGAGGCUUCAUCCUGUGGCCAUUAGCAAAGGGGAAUUCUCUAAGAGAGUAGAGAAGUUGGCCACACUGAAGAGUGAGUAUUUGGUGCCAACAAGAGCGUACUUCUACUCCAAGAGAACCAAGCUAGUUUUGUACGACUACUAUCCCAUGGGAAGCCUUGCCGAUUUACUACGAGGUGCGAAAGAACACGGGCACACUCCAUUGGACUGGCAAGGACGGAUCCGAAUUGCAACGCAAGUUGCAAGGGCCAUCUCAUUUAUUCACAGGCAGAACCCAUCACCAGACAAAGAUCUCCAAAUGAAUGUGCAUGGCAGCAUCAAAUCCACUAACAUAUUCUUAAGGAUCGAUUUCUCUGCUUGCCUCUCGAAUUACGGAUACUUGCAGCUUGUGGAAUCCAUCCACGUUCCGCCGUCUCAAAAAUGUGACGUCCAUAGCUUUGGAGUGGUGCUCAUGGAGUUAUUGGGUGGCCUCGGUGCUGUCUCAAAGGUCAAUUUGGUGAUGGAAAGAAGGGAUGAAAUAAAGACCAGAGAAGUCAAGUUUUUUGACUUUGCUGGUGGAGAGAGGGAGAUAGAGCAAGCCUGCGAGGUGUUAAGAAUGGCUUUGGAAUGUUUGGCAAGAUCACCCGAGGAAAGGCCUUCCAUGGAACAAAUUUUGCUCGUGUUGGAAGCCAUGGCUUUUAAGUGUGCACCCAUUGAUUGUACAAAUUCACAUUGA
Molecule: messenger RNA, 1089 nt
Organism: Amborella trichopoda
Lineage: Eukaryota; Viridiplantae; Streptophyta; Magnoliopsida; Amborellales; Amborellaceae
Product: putative inactive receptor-like protein kinase At1g64210
Biological process (GO): protein phosphorylation
Molecular function (GO): ATP binding; protein kinase activity
Source: RefSeq, a predicted model, not a curated record